UUCUCGGCCGCCAGCCAUUCCUGUGGAGGACUGCGGGCCGUUCGGACGUUUUGCCUGUCGCUGUAGGAGAGAUCCCGUCUCUCCGGGAAGGCGGCUACGGCGGCAAAAUGAAGAUCUUUGUGGGCAAUGUCGAUGGGGCGGAUACGACGCCGGAGGAGCUGGCAGCCCUCUUCGCGCCCUACGGCACGGUCAUGAGCUGCGCCGUCAUGAAACAGUUUGCCUUCGUGCACAUGCGCGAGAGCGCUGGCGCGGUGCGCGCCAUCGAGGCCCUGCAUGGCCACGAGCUGCGUCCCGGUCGCGCGCUCGUGGUGGAGAUGUCGCGCCCAAGGCCCUUGAACACUUGGAAGAUUUUCGUGGGCAAUGUGUCGGCUGCAUGCACAAGCCAGGAGUUGCGCAGCCUCUUCGAGCGCCGUGGACGCGUCAUCGAGUGUGACGUGGUAAAAGACUACGCGUUUGUUCACAUGGAGAAGGAAGCAGAUGCCAAAGCCGCCAUCGCGCAGCUCAACGGCAAAGAAGUGAAGGGCAAGCGCAUCAACGUGGAACUCUCAACCAAGGGGCAGAAGAAGGGGCCUGCCCUGGCUAUCCAGUCUGGGGACAAGACCAAGAAACCAGGGGCUGGGGAUACAGCAUUCCCUGGAACUGGUGGCUUCUCUGCCACCUUCGACUACCAACAGGCUUUUGGCAACAGCACUGGUGGCUUUGAUGGGCAAGCCCGUCAGCCCACACCGCCAUUCUUUGGUCGCGACCGCAGCCCCCUGCGCCGUUCACCUCCUCGAGCCUCUUAUGUGGCUCCUCUGACGGCCCAGCCAGCCACCUACCGGGCCCAACCCUCAGUGUCGCUGGGAGCUGCCUAUAGGGCCCAGCCUUCUGCCUCUUUGGGUGUUGGUUAUCGGACUCAGCCCAUGACAGCCCAGGCAGCCUCUUACCGUGCUCAGCCCUCUGUCUCCCUUGGGGCCCCAUACAGGGGUCAGCUGGCCAGCCCUAGUUCCCAGUCUGCUGCUGCAGCUUCCUCACUUGGCCCAUAUGGUGGAGCCCAGCCCUCAGCCUCAGCCCUUUCCACUUAUGGGGGUCAGGCAGCUGCAGCUUCUUCGCUUAACUCCUAUGGGGCUCAGGGAUCCUCCCUUGCCUCCUAUGGUAGCCAGCCAUCCUCUUAUGGCGCCCAAGCUGCCUCUUCCUAUGGGGUUCGUGCAGCAGCUUCUUCCUACAACACACAGGGAGCAGCUUCUUCCCUAGGUUCCUAUGGGGCUCAGGCAGCCACCUAUGGUGCCCAGUCUGCAGCCACCUCACUAGCUUAUGGAGCCCAGGCAGCCUCUUACAGUGCCCAGCCCUCAGCCUCUUACAGUGCCCAGUCUGCCCCAUAUGCUGCACAACAGGCUGCUUCCUAUUCUUCCCAGCCUGCUGCUUAUGUGGCACAGCCAGCCACAGCUGCUGCCUAUGCUAGCCAGCCAGCUGCCUAUGCUGCACAAGCCACUACCCCAAUGGCUGGUUCCUACGGGGCUCAACCAGUUGUUCAGACCCAGCUGAAUAGUUACGGGGCUCAAGCAUCGAUGGGCCUGUCAGGCUCAUAUGGAGCUCAGUCUGCUGCUGCGGCCACUGGCUCCUAUGGUGCAGCAGCUGCCUAUGGGGCUCAGCCUUCUGCCACCCUGGCAGCUCCUUACCGCACUCAGUCGUCAGCCUCAUUGGCUGCUUCCUAUGCUGCUCAGCAGCAUCCCCAGGCUGCUGCCUCCUACCGUGGCCAGCCGGGCAGUGCCUACGAUGGGACAGGCCAGCCGUCAGCAGCCUACCUGUCUAUGUCCCAGGGGGCCGUUGCCAACGCCAACAGCACCCCGCCGCCCUAUGAGCGUACCCGCCUCUCCCCACCCCGGGCCAGCUACGACGAUCCCUACAAAAAGGCUGUCGCCAUGUCGAAAAGGUAAUUGGCGUUCGCGGUAACCAAUCAGGAAGAGGAUCUCCGGGAACGCCCGCCUUUUACUUUACCGAACGUCCAAUCCGGUGGUAGGUUCACGCCCCCUUUCUACCCAGAGUCACUGCUGUGGCCGCCGCCAUUUUAGCAUUUUAUCAGAACCGUCCGCGCUGCGAGGAGGACGGCCUGCAGAUUUCCAUGUGGUGAGAGACUCCGAGUCCUUCUGCUGUGUCCUUUGCUCUGUUAAACUUGCCUGACUCCCUUGGGCGUCGGGUUGUCCUAGUGGGGUCGCGGCCCGCGCACCGCCACUGAGCCGACCUCGGUCCUCGACUUUGUGCGGUAAGCCCGAAGCAGCCCUCCCCCGAGCCUCCACCCACCCCCCGGUCCCUGGAGUACCUUCCUUUUGCCCACUGUAUUCUCUACUUUGUUCGCUUUCCUAUUUUGGGGUUUCCGCCUAGAUGACGUUUAGAUUUCGACAUGAGAAUUUCUCGUGCCCCAGGGCAUUGUUGUUAACCAAUCUACAGCACCCAUCUUUCAGCAGGCGGUUUUUCUUUGUGUAGGAACUCCUUUGUAAUGAUGUGUCCCCCAAAAGGUUUCCCCUACUCGAGUGUUUUCUGUAUUUCCCAUGCUUUUUAUCUGGUUGAGAUUAUUCAAAGGAAAUUCCUGAACGUAGCUACUGCAAGGCCCACGUUUCCGGAAACGGUUGCUAAGAAAGGAAGAGCUAAUUAGCAAGUGUAGUAGUUCGAAUCCUGUUCGCUAAUGGUCAUCACAGUGGGCUGAAAUGCUCAGUAUAUGUAUUUUUUCAUUUAUACUCAAAACUUCCAGCCCUAUUUUUCCUCUUUGUCUGGGGGCAGGGGAUGAACACUCAGUGGCAGAGCACUUACCUAUAAUGUAUUGCGCUAUAAGUUUGAUGUCCAGAACCACAAAAUCCCUUUGUCUAACAAAAGACUGCCCUGUUAGAGACCUACCUCUUUAAUAAAAGUUCUUGGGAGGAGUAUAGCAGGUUCUCUUGUUGAACUCCCCCGUAGGUUACUGUUUGGAGAUGUGAGUGUGGGCACACCGGGAAGAGAUUUUUUUUUUAACUGUAUGCUAGAGUGGAAGGAGGUGUUAGUAGUGAUUUAAUUAAUCAUUUUUAAUAGUUGCUGUGAACUUAGGUCCUCCCUUAAAAAUUUUGUCUUUUUACUUGCAGGCUGU
Molecule: messenger RNA, 3097 nt
Organism: Onychomys torridus (southern grasshopper mouse)
Lineage: Eukaryota; Metazoa; Chordata; Mammalia; Rodentia; Cricetidae
Product: RNA-binding protein 14
Exons: 3
Coding region: 108-1916 (602 amino acids)
Biological process (GO): mRNA splicing, via spliceosome
Cellular component (GO): nuclear speck; cytosol
Molecular function (GO): mRNA binding; zinc ion binding
Source: RefSeq, a predicted model, not a curated record